Molecule: messenger RNA, 6191 nt
Organism: Lethenteron reissneri (Far Eastern brook lamprey)
Lineage: Eukaryota; Metazoa; Chordata; Hyperoartia; Petromyzontiformes; Petromyzontidae
Product: LIM and calponin homology domains-containing protein 1-like
Biological process (GO): regulation of focal adhesion assembly; positive regulation of stress fiber assembly
Cellular component (GO): stress fiber
Molecular function (GO): myosin II head/neck binding
Source: RefSeq, a predicted model, not a curated record
UGCGCAUGCGCGGAGUGCGAGCGGCGCGCGAGGUCGGCUCAUCCCCCCAGCGACGCGGGGGCAGCAGCGACUCGACAGGGGGCGGGGGGGGUCCCAACUCGUGUAAGAGCAACGCCUGGCGAGGAGAGGGGGGGCGGAGGUAGAGAGUGAGGGAAGGGGGGGGCGAGCCCCUUAGCUACCCCCGGGUCACUGCUCCUCCACACCGGGGAGGCUGGAGCCGCGCCGCGCGCGAACCGCCACGGAGGAGACGGAGCGCGGGCGAGGCGUGAACGUCAAGUCCCGAGCGACCCCCCCCUCCACCCUGGCCGCCCCUCGCCCCAUGCACCCCCCGAUGGCUUCGCAGGAACCCCGCCGGGAUUCCCGGAUCCGCGCUGCGGCGGAGGAAGCUCGGCGCUGGGUUGAGGCCGUGACGGGGGUCAGCUUGGAAGGCGUGGAUCUUCGCUGCGCGCUGCGGGACGGGGUCGCGUUGUACAGACUCGUCAGCGCGCUGGUCCGCGAGCACGCUGAGUGGAACCCCCUGGAAGAGCCAGAACCCCUGGAGGAGCAGGGGUUCCACCGCGCGUUCCGGAGCGGCUGUGCACGCCUCGGAGUGCGGAGCUCCCAGCUGUUUGACCCCUGCUGUGACCUGAACGUCGAACCCCUCACGGAAGAGGAUCAGGAAGAGGAGGAGGAAGAGAGGAGGCUGAGGAAUGUGCUGACCACCAUCUACUGCCUGGGAAGAGCAUCCGAGAGCGUCAGCGGUGUCCCCCGUCUCGACGAGGGGGUCUUCACAGGGGUCCUCACGGGGGCUCUGGGCGAGGACCCGAGCGUCACCCGCCCCCCACCGGGGCUCCACCGCGACCCGGAGUCCCCGGGCUCCCCACGACCCCCCGCGGCGUCGCACGCUCGCGGCCGCUCCUACGGCUGCGAGCGGAGCCCCUCGCCCGCGGUCCCCGGCCACCAGGCGCCGAGCGCCCCCGCGGCGUCAGCGAGACCCGACGCGGCCCGGUGGGGCGACGACGACGACGACAUGUCUGCCAGGCGCUCCUCCUUGGGCUCCGAGCCGCGACCAGCCUUGCCCUUCAACCAGUUCCUCCCGGGCAAACAGACCCAGAGUCAGCCCGCGGGGCAGCAGCAGCAGCAGUCGGCGCCUCCAGGGCAACCCGCGCACAUCCCCGCGCCGCUGCGCCGCAAGCGCGCGGACGUGAGGCCGGAGGAGGCGACGCGGCAGCCCGAGAGACCCGGAGCGCCGGGGGCGAGGGUGGGGGCCGGUGUGGGGCCUCCUUCCCCGGGGGUUAGCGGGGACUGGCGGCUGGCGCCCGCGUGCGAAAGCGGCUCCGAGUCGGAGGGCGAGGUUCGAGACCCGGACCUGGAACGUGACGACCUGGCGGUGCGCGCUCUGCACGUGGCCGGGAGGAGCCGCGGGUACACGGGGCCCGUGGCGCUGCCCCACGCCGGUCCCCGCACCGUGGGGCCCUUCUGCGGCGGCACCGGGAGCGUGACCCCGACGCCCGGAGGAGCGACGAGCGCGGGGGGCCAUCCGGCAGCAGCAGGAGCAGCAGCAGCAGGAGGAGCAGCAGCAGCAGCAGGAGGAGCCGAGGAAGCUCCCUGGCAGUGGGACUCUGAUGAUGACGAGGGGGACGAGGGGGAGUUGGCGGGGGAGCGCGUCGACGGCAGCGGCGGGGGCGGCCAGCGGAGGAGACGGGCCCUGCCGGACGUGCGCAAGGACGACCUCGUCUCGCGGCGCGCGCAGCGGCACGACGCGGCGCACGGGGCCCCCGCCGUGCCGCCCGCCCGCUUCGUGCCGGCCUCCUCGUGCCCCGAGGACGCGCGCCGCUGGGACGACAUGCUGCAGGCGUCGCGUCGCCUGCGCGAGCACGCCAUCCAGCAGCUGCAGCUGCAGCGCAGCGGCAAAGAAGGGGCCGCCGAGGGAGACGCCUCUCACGGGGGGGGCAGCGGCCCCCCAGGCCUCUCUCCCGAGGGGGAGCCCGCGGCCGCGCCAGCCCAGGCCCCGGCCCCAGCUGGGGGCCCCCGGAAAGUCGUGGUGCGGCCAGACCCCGAGAGAGACGACCUGGCCAGGCGCAAAGCGCAGGUGGCCCGAGGAGGCCCCGGGCCGCACGGCCCCCCCAACGCGUGCCAGGCGGGGGCCACGGACGCCGACCUCCACACUUGGCAGCGCCUUCAGUUUUCGGGAGAGGCGGCCAGCCAAGGGGACGCGGCCUCCGCCGCCGCCGCGCUUCAGGUCGUGGACGCGGAGGUGGCGACGCGCGACGACCUGGCCAAGCGCCGGGCGCGGGCCCCGAGCUCCGGGCCCCAACCGCAGCUCCUCUCCUCGGGGCCCAUGUCCCGCAAGGACCUGGAGCGGUGGCAGAAGCUUCAGAUCGCCCACGAGGGAGACGAAGGCGGCCGCGGUGGGGAGGAGGUGGAGAAGGAGGAAGAGGAGGCGGGCGCGGGCGGGGAGAAGCAGGCAGCGCACGGCAAGGCCUCGGGGCCGCACUCGCACGUCAGCAGCGCGGGGGCCAUGUCGCAGAAGGACCUGGAGCGGUGGCAGAAAUUGCGGAUCACGAGCGAGAAGGACGAGGAGGAGGUGGAGGAGGCGGCGAAGAAGCACGCGGGGGAUGAGCCAGUUGCAGCGACAGCGCCUCCGGUUGCACACAAACUGCAGCCGCAGCAGCAGCAUCCGCAGCAGCUGCAGCAGCAGCAGCAGCAGAAAGCGCCAGGGCAGCACCCCAAGGUGCCGUCGGGCCCCAUGACGGAGAAGGAUCUGAUCAGGUGGCAGCGGCUGCAGAUCUCCCGGCAGGAGGGCGAGAAGGGGGCGCCCCUCGCCGAUCCCGGCCCCGAGAAGGACCCGCACGCGGCCGCGAGCCCGGCCAGCGGCGGCACGGGAGCGCACCACGCGCAGUUCGUGAGCGCGGGCGCCAUGACCGAGAAGGAUCUGCUCAAGUGGCAGCGCCUGCAGAUCUCCAGAGAGGAGGAGGAGCAGCAGCAGGAGGAAGGCAGUGGGCAGAGAGACGAGGGCAGAAGCGGCUGCUCCGCCACUGUGAGCGACAAACCCAGGGCGCCCGCCUCCUCCUCCUCCUCAUCCACGGGGAAGUUCGUGGGCACGGGGGGCGGCAUGACCGAGAAGGAUCUCCUGCGGUGGCAGAAGCUUCAGAUCGGGAGAGGAGAGGAGGGCGACGCGGAGGUCGAGGGACGCGCCGCCGCCUCCCCGGAGCCGGCGCAGACGACGCGGCCCGCCCAUCCCCAGCCUCACAGCGCGCCGAGCACGACCCCGCAGAAACCAUUCGUGAGCGCCGGGCCCAUGAGCGAGAAGGAUCUGCUCAGGUGGCAGAAGCUCCAGAUCGUCAAGGAGGAAACGGACGAGGAGGAAGCGGCGGCGGUGCCAGUGCCCCGUGACACGGGGACUCAGGCGGCCGCUCCUGCAGGGGUUCCUGCAGCUUCCCAGCAGAAGAAGUCGCUGCCCUAUUCUCAGCAACAGCAGCAGCAACAGCAGCCGCAGCAACAGCAGCAGCAGCAACAGCAGCAGCAACAGCAGCAGCAACAGCAGCAACAGCAGCAGCAACAGCAGCAGCAGGCACCGCGCCCGGAGCCCGAGAGCAGCGCGAAAGGAGCUCUGAUUGGCACCGCGUGGAGCAAAGGCGUCGCCUUGCCGAGACUCGAGAUCCCUCCGGGGUGGGAGAGGGAGAUGCAAGCGGCGAUGGGAGGAGGCUCCCCCGAUGAUUGGAAGUUCCUGCUCUACGAAGAGAUGAGGAUGAGCGAGGGGGACCAGGGCGAGGGGCCCGAGCCGCACAGCCGGCAGCACCACGAGGAACUGCAGCGCGUCCACGCCAUGCUGAGAGAGGACCAGGAGCGCUGGCAGGAGGACCUCGCCCGCUGGAAGAGCCGGAGGCGCAGCCUGUCCCAGGAGCUGAUCAAGCGCAAGGAGGAGCGGGAUGAGCGCGAGCGGGGCGGAGGAGACGGGGAGAGCAGCAGCCGCCUGCGCAGCAUCAAAACCUACCGCGAGAUGCUGCAGGAGAAGGCCCGGCGCGAGCGCGAGCUGCAGGACGCGUACCGCCAAGCGCGCUCCGCGGAGGAGGCGCGGGAGAUCCUGCGCCACUACCAGGAGCGCUUCCUGCAGGACUUUGCGGGCGAGAGCUACGAGGCGCCGGCCUUCCUGCACCCCCAGCAGCCGCAGCAGCCGCAGCAGCCGCAGCAGCCACAGCAGCCGGGCCGAACGCCGGGGGCACCCCCACACGGGGACGCGCAUCCCGACGCGCCCCCGCGCCCGGGCGUUCCCUUCCUACGGCAACGCUCCGAGCCGUGCCCCCCCCCGGGCGGCGGUCCCCCGAGCCGCUGGCCCGGGGGAGAGGCGCGCGUAGGCGGCGCCGCGCCGGCCGCGGAGUCGCCCUCGACAACUCCGGGGCACGCGCCCACGCCUCCUCCUCGCUCUUCGUUCGCGAAGGGCGCCCCCGCCCCGGGGGACGCGGCGGUGGCGGCGGCCGAGGCGGCGUCGGAGGCGCGAGGGACGCGGAGCGCAGCUUCGCCGGUCCCCGCGGGGUCCCCCGCGGGCGGUCCCGGGUCUCCGGGGUCCGCGGCCGCGCGCGCCGCCGCCGCCUCGUCCUCUGCGGCGCGCCUCCUGCCCGUGUUCGCGCCGCGUCCCUACCGGGCACAGCCCGUGAAGCUGCAGGCCAUGCUGCGCUACCCCAAGACGGGGGAGGAGAGCUCGGCUCCGAACGGGAACGAGGCCAAGGGGCAGGGCGCGGCCACUCACGGCGCCCGGGGAGCCGUGAUCCCCCCCUGGGAGGCGCCCCCCGCGACGGACGCGGGCGGCGCGGGCAGCGCGGGGCCCCGGAGCCCCGAAUCCCGGACCCCCGCGACCCCCGCGGCGUCCGCUGGGAUGUGGAUGCCGCCGGCGGGAGGGGUCACCGCGAGCGCGCUCGGCUCCCUGUGUUUCUGUGUCCCUGUGUCUGUGAAGAGUCCGUAUCGCGAAGCUGGACCAGCCAAUGGACUGGGGACCAAGGGGCAGAGAGACGGCGGAGCCGGCGUGACGGGUGGCGGAGUCGGCGUCGGCGGCGCAGACGGGCCGGUCGCGCGGAUGGGCAAUUGGACCUGGGACCUGGAGGCGGAGAGGAGUCGGCAGGAGCGCUGGCAGCAGGAACAGGAGAGGCACCUCCAGGAGCGCUACCAGCAGGAGCAGCAGAAGCUGCGCCAGGCGUGGGAGCGCUCCCAGCGCGAGGUGGAGGAGGAGGAGAGGAGGUACCACGAGGAGGAGAAGCGAAUCCUGGCAGAGACGAUCGUCCCCCUGACCCCGCACGCUCUGCUCGCCGCCCCUCCCGGCGCGACUGCCAAGUCGACGCCGACCCCGCAGAGCCGCGCCCAGCCCCCCGCGUUCCACAUAGAGACGCGCGGGAAAUUGUCCUCGCUUCACGGGGGGGGCAAGGUGGCGGGGGACCCCCCUCACGCGGGAGGGGGGGCUCACGAAGCCAAGGAGAAGACGGAGAAGGAGGAGAUGGAGUGCGCCGAGCAGCACAACAGGGACGAGCUGCGACGCCAGUUCGAGGAGCAGAAGCGGUCCCUGGAGGAGCAGGUGAUGAGCUUCGAGGAGGAGGAGGAGGAGAGGAGGAGGAGGAAGUGGCAGGAAGAGACGAGGACGUGGAAGGAGGCUCCGGGGGGCGCCGGGCAGGUCGCGGUGGGCGCCACGGAGGGCGGCGAAGAUUGUCAGCAGUCGGUGCUACUCAAGGCGAUGCCGGGGGGAGUGGCGGGCACGACCCCCACCCCGCCCCCCGAGCGGGGGUCAGCGCCGACGUCUCCCAGCAGGUCCGUGAGCGGCAGGAAGCUGUGCACGGCGUGUGGGUGCCCCCUGGGGAAAGGCGCCGCGAUGAUCGUUGAGUCCGUGGGUCUCUACUACCACAUGGAGUGCUUCAAGCCGGGAAACCCACGGCCGUGUGACGAGCGGGGAUCUCACCUGAACCCGGCCCUCGAUCCAGCUCCACGUGAUCCAGCUCCAGCGGAUCCAGCUGAUCCAGCUCCGGCCGAUCCAGGUCCAGCUGAUCCAGCUCCAGCUGAACCAGAUCCACCUUUACCAGACCCUCUCCUUGACCUGGCUCCAGCUCCACUUUAUCCAGCGCUUCUCUCGGUUCCUCCUGGCCCAUCUACUCCUGGCUCAUCUCCACCUGGUACAUCUCCACCUGCCUCCAUCUCCACCUCAUCCGCCUCCACCUAAUCCGCCUCCA